AUGACCGCCAAAGUCAAACGAAUUUUCAACCCACCAAACUCCUUAGCUGAGAGGCUGGCUGAACCUCUUCCUAAUUCUGCGACCCCUCGCAAGCUCCCAGAGUCACCGCCAUCCCUCGCAGCUCGGGUGCCUUUGAACUUGUCUGGUGCGUACCCGAGAAUGCCAAUGGACAACCACGGGGAAAGUCAUAGGGAUGGUGGCAUUACCUUUGCUGCCCAGGAUAAGCUUCCCAAGCUUCCUAUCCCUGACCUCUCUGGUACUUGCGACAAGUACUUGGAAGCACUCCGGCCAUUGCAGACGCCCAGGGAACGAGCCGAGACGGAACAUGCUGUUAGAGAGUUUCUCUCAACCGAUGGACCGGAUCUGCAGGAGAAGUUGAAGAGGUAUGCUCAAGGAAAGACCAGUUAUAUCGAGCAGUUUUGGUACGACUCAUACCUUAACUUUGAUAAUCCCGUGGUCCUGAACCUGAACCCAUUCUUCCUUCUGGAAGAUGAUCCCACACCAGCACGCAACAACCAAGUCACCCGUGCCGCGUCCCUUGUGGUAUCAGCACUGGAAUUCAUCCGAGCAGUCCGCAAGGAAGAGCUCCCGCCAGACACGGUAAAGGGCAAACCCUUGUGCAUGUAUCAAUUUUCACGACUUUUCGGAACAGCACGAGUACCAACGGAGAAUGGCUGUCAGAUUGUGCAAGACCCUGAGGCUAAGCAUGUUGUGGUCAUCUGCCAUGGCCAAAUCUACUGGUUCGAUGUCCUUGAUAAUAACUCGGACGUCAUCAUGACCGAGAAGGAUAUUGCCAUUAAUUUGCAAACUAUCACCGAGGAUGCUGCACAAACUCCCAUCCAAGAUGCUGCCAAAGGCGCUUUGGGAGUCCUCAGCACUGAGAAUCGCAAAAUUUGGUCCGGCCUGAGAGAUGUCCUGACCAAGGACCCCGGGUCAAACAAUGCCGACUGCCUCAACAUUGUAGACUCGGCUCUGUUUGCCCUCUGCCUGGAUUACACAGAGCCCCCCGAUGUCGCUGCCUUGUGUCAGAACAUGUUGUGCGGCACCAGUGAGGUGAAGAAUGGUGUCCAGAUUGGAACUUGCACCAAUCGUUGGUACGAUAAACUGCAAAUUAUCGUCUGCAAGAAUGGAAGCGCCGGUAUCAACUUUGAACACACAGGUGUCGACGGCCACACAGUCCUACGAUUCGCUAGCGACGUCUACACUGACACUAUUCUACGAUUUGCCCGCACCAUCAACGGCCAAGCCCCCACGUUGUGGACAUCAACCAGUCCUGAUCCAUCCAAGCGAGAUCCCGAAAGUUUCGGAGAUGUGAAUACCACACCACGCAAGCUAGAGUGGGAUAUGAUCCCUGAGCUGAGCAUUGCGGUGCGUUUUGCCGAGACCAGACUAGCUGAUCUCAUCGAGCAAAACGAAUUCCAGUGCCUUGAUUUCAGCUCUUAUGGCAAGAACUUUAUUACAUCGAUGGGAUUCUCGCCAGACGCUUUUGUUCAAAUGGCCUUCCAGGCAGCAUACUACGGUCUCUACGGCAGGGUUGAAUGUACCUACGAACCAGCAAUGACCAAAUUCUACCUUCACGGUCGUACGGAAGCCGUCCGCACCGUGUCGCAAGAUUCCGUCGAUUUUGUCCAAUCAUUUUGGGCCGAUAAUCCUAUUGAACAAAAGAUUGAAGCCUUGAAGAAGGCCUGCCAGAAACAUGUCGGCCGCACAAGAGAAUGCCUCAAGGCAGAAGGUUGCGAUCGCCACCUUUAUGCACUCUUUUGUGUGUGGCAAAAGUUCGUUGAUGAUGAAAUGGACAGUGGCAUGAGCAGCAUUGGCCAAUCCAGCCCAACAGAUGGCUAUUCACCAGUUGGGAGCCCUGGAAAGGAGUCUUCUGGAUCAAUGGAUCAAGUCGUUGAAGUCAAACCUAAUAGGGAGCGAGGUGAUAGCACAAACUCUCGCUCACGGGAUGCCCACCCGUUGCCGUUCAUUUUCGCCGAUGGUGGCUGGGAUAAAUUGAAUACGACUGUCCUGUCCACGUCAAACUGCGGCAACCCGUCGCUUCGACAAUUUGGCUUCGGUCCUACAUCUGGGGACGGUUUCGGAAUAGGGUACAUCAUCAAAGACGACUCUAUCUCCAUUUGUGUAUCCAGCAAGCACCGCCAGACGAAGCGUUUUGUCGACACUUUGGAAAGCUAUCUUCUGGAAAUUAGACGUAUUCUAAGAAUUACCAACCGCAAGAGCUCAACUGUGAAAUCCAGUCGGGCACGAGAAGCAGAAGAGGCUAGACCAAAGCAAAUGAGUAGACUCAAGUCACGCGGACGACUGAUCACCACAGAGGGCGCGGCCAAGGGAUCCGCCAGAGCUGAUACAGCAAGUCAAACGGAGGAGAGCGCCAUUGGCAGCGAUGAUGACGAAUUGGGUGGCUAUGGUUUCUUCGACGCCGGCAUGCUAUUGCAGGCUUUGAAAGCGAGAGAUAGAGCAGCUGAUCCAGCCGAGAGCGCCAAGGCAUCGGAGAGAGCGGCUGUGCAGGCCAGAAGGAGGGAUGUGGGUAAGAAGUUGAGGUUAACUACGGAGUAG
Messenger RNA from Pochonia chlamydosporia 170, 2559 nucleotides. Its product is annotated as carnitine acetyl transferase. The record is from RefSeq and is a predicted model, not a curated record. The coding region runs from base 1 to 2559 and encodes 852 amino acids. Gene Ontology annotation, molecular function: carnitine O-acetyltransferase activity. The transcript is spliced from 3 exons. Gene Ontology annotation, biological process: carnitine metabolic process. Gene Ontology annotation, cellular component: mitochondrion. NCBI's taxonomy places the organism in Eukaryota, Fungi, Ascomycota, Sordariomycetes, Hypocreales, Clavicipitaceae.